Salvia splendens (bonfire salvia) is the source of this 809-nucleotide messenger RNA. RefSeq names its product caffeic acid 3-O-methyltransferase. The transcript is spliced from 4 exons. The coding region runs from base 1 to 516 and encodes 171 amino acids. Gene Ontology annotation, molecular function: protein dimerization activity. NCBI's taxonomy places the organism in Eukaryota, Viridiplantae, Streptophyta, Magnoliopsida, Lamiales, Lamiaceae. The record is from RefSeq and is a predicted model, not a curated record.
AUGUCGACGGAGGAAGAAGCAAGCACGUUAGCAAUAAAAUGCGCCUCUGGCGCCGUGCUUCCGUUAAUGGUGAAAACCUCCAUCGAGCUCGAUCUCUUCCAGCUGAUCAAAAACGCCGGCAGCAUUUCGGCGGCGGAGCUCGCUGCUCAGCUUCCUACGAGCAACCCCGGGGCCAGGGCCUUGCUCAAGAGAAUCCUCCGCCUCCUCGCCGCCCACUCCAUCCUCAGCUGCGAGGGAGGAGACGAGCGGCGCUACGCUCUUUCAGCGGUGGGAAGUUGUUCACCAAGAAUGAAGAAAGGUUUCGUCCGCCGUUGUUGCUAUCAGAGUGAGACUGCGAAAAUCCUUGACAUCAAGCGUCCAAGAUCCCGUCCCCCACCCUCCACUUGUGCUAACGUCGAAGCCAAACCGCCACGAACUGUUAUUUUGUAUCCAUCAAAUCGCCCAGAUCUAAAAUGCCUAAACGAGGUCGUCCGCGCUCACAACCUUCACAAGCUACAGAGAAGCAACUUAGAUUAGACAUAGACGAUGCAGUGGACGACGUUAUUCCAGUUGCGCUGGCGAAAAAGUUUAGGGAUAGGAUGGCCGAGGGAUGCCCUAGUACGUCCGGAGAUGAUGGUGCAGAAACAGAAUAAAGGACGAAGGGGUGAUCGACUGUACUUUUGCACUUCGGAGAUUAGACGUCACUUUGCAAUAUUUAUGUUCUGUGAUACAUUGUUUGUCAUAAGUGGAUGUAGCAAAACGAUAUGAAAAUGUGCAUUAUUUGAAUUAAACCUUUUAUUAUACUUCGAGAAAUUAUCAUUAUUCAGCAA